AGCCUCAUUUGUGAUUUUAGAAAUUUUAUGGGGUUAAUCGAAAACCAAUACAGAGGGUUUUAAAAGGGUUUCAUCGUUUAUACGCAGUAGUCGCUUUGGCUUCUUCACCUGUUCAAAUUGGGAUCGAGGUUUUCCUGAUACCAAACGGUUGUGCAAGGAGCUGAGUGCAAAUAUUCAAAUCGAAUCAAAAUGCUUCAGAUGGAUUUGCCAGACGUUUGUUUUGACGAAAAUAUGGAUUUGGAGAUGGAAAUUGAGAUCAGAGAAGUCGUUGAUGUGGAUGACAGGCCUGGAUUUAUUGCCCUAAUGAAAUCCCUAUAUGGAGAACAUUUAGCAAGGACAAAUAAAUUGGGGAGAGAUGCACCAGAGACUAUUGAAGCUACAUAUUGUCCACCCGAUAUUUUUGAUUGGGUCUGUAUGUAUGGCGCAUUAGAUUGCACCAAAGCUUUACUUGAAGGAGACCCUUUCAUAGUAGAUCCUAAUCUUCCUUUUAAAGUUGGAUUAUAUCCAUUGCAUAUUCUUGCUGAAGAUUUCUCGUAUGAUAUGAUUGACUUAUUACUUCGCCACGGGGCUUGGACUGAUGUCAAAACCAUAGAAGGCGAAUACAGGGGUGACUUGCUGCCUAUUGAUAUAGCACUUCAAAUGUUAAGUUAUCAUCGAUGCCUGUCUAAUUGGACUCCAAAGCAGUCUAUUUUCAAGUUGAUUGUUAUUCUUUCCCUGCCGCAAAUGAAAGUACCAUUAGAAACCAAUAGGUUGCUUGCAUGGAACACAAAGGAUGUCAGUAAUAUAUUUUACAAUUAUGCUAUAGAGGGAGAACUUAUUCCAAUGGCUGCUCUGCUGAUGGUGGCUCGAGAAAAGAUUAUGGCUCCGAGCAUGCUGCAGAGCAAAGAUAGUACUGGUGUAGAAGGAGGCAUGAUGAUCCACCAAUGCAUCCUUAAAGAGAUUGCAUUACUAACUGACGAGGAGGUGGAAUUAGUGGGCAAUGUUAAAGAUUCUACUCAUCGUCUUAAGAAUAAGAAGGCAGCGAUGAAUAUGGCGCUGCUGUUGCUUAAAGUUUUUGAUAGGGCUGGUGAUGCUAUUGAAACAUAUAGGCAGUCUGUACGAUAUCAUACGUCAAAAGAAAUGGUGGUGAAAGACAUCAAAGCGCUGCUUCAGGAAUCGGGGAUUGUUUUGGCGGACAAAGACAUAGACUUGAGUGACAUAGACUGUGAAAGUGAAGAGAUCAAGCUGGCAACAGAAGUGUUAGAAAAGAGAACAUCAUUUAGGUCUCAAAUUCAGGAUCUUGGCAUGCCACUCCACUCAUCGUCAUGCCAUUUUUCCCCGACAAAGAAUCCAGUUACCAACAAAAUUAAUGAGCAAAGGUGGGCUAUGUAUAAAUUUCUUCCAUUAGCAUCGCCUGUUAUAACACGGGCACGACCGGACUAUACAUUCCAGUUGACGGAUAAAUUCACAUCCGCGAUACCUUUUUACCGGUUACCAUUGACGAAGAAGAGGAUGGGACCAGCGAGCAGAGCGAUGAAAAUUCCACCUUCGUUUCUUCUGACUUUAAAAGAUUUUGCAUCCUUUGGAUUAGCAAUCAAGAGAGGGUUAACACGCAUAUGAUUUGCCUAAGCACCAUUCUUGAAGGUGAGAGUGAUAUCUUUCCCUCGAUUUUCUGGUUCAAGGGAAUUUGCCCAUCAAAUCAUUAACAUAGAACGUAUCCCGUGCACUAGUUUUGUCAAAUUAAUUGAAGUUUGGGAAUUUGUACAACAGUAGAAGAUUUGCACAACAAUUGAAGUUUGGUUCCCAUGGUUUUUUGUUAAUGACAUUCAUACAGGUAGAUUAGUUUUA
Messenger RNA from Cornus florida, 1827 nucleotides. RefSeq lists its product as uncharacterized. The coding region runs from base 190 to 1599 and encodes 469 amino acids. The record is from RefSeq and is a predicted model, not a curated record. Gene Ontology annotation, biological process: positive regulation of protein catabolic process; protein ubiquitination. The transcript has 9 exons. Lineage: Eukaryota; Viridiplantae; Streptophyta; Magnoliopsida; Cornales; Cornaceae. Gene Ontology annotation, molecular function: protein binding.